UCAACGCCAUUUCAAUUCUUGGAGAACUUACAUACUUUAUGUCUUCAGUAUUGUUGCUAGAGGAUGUGGCCAUUCUCGGCAAGCUAAAAGGGUUACAAGUUCUCAGUUGUGUGAAUUCCAACCUUCAACAAUUGCCGAAAGAAAUUGGGCAACUAACAAAGCUGAGGUUGUUGGACUUGAACAAUUGUUCGAAUCUUCAGAUAAUUGAACCGGGUGUUCUUGGAAGAUUGAUCAAAUUGGAGGAGUUGUAUAUGGAGAAUAGCUUUAAUAAAUGGAAUUUCGUGGAGCAAACUCAACGAACUAAUGCCGGUCGAUUGAGUUGAAUCACUUGAAGAAUCUUUGCACUCUACAUGUCUCCAUUCCCGAUCCGAGUGUGCUCCCAGAGGACCUAGAUGUCAAGAAAUUAACCAAGUACAAAAUCCGAAUAGGUAAUGUAACACACUGGAGCAAGGACCAAGGAUUGAGGAUUUUGUACCUCAAGUUGGAUCCAAUAAGUGAUGUUCUUCGAAAAGGAUGUAUACAAAGUCUUCUAAGCAAAACAGACAAUCUGUUUUUGGCCGAGUUGAACGGAAGCAAGCAAAGUAUUUGCGCAUUAUCUCAAGAAGGCUUUCCAAAAUUAAAGUAUCUAGAGGUCAAGGAUAGUCUUUCCAUCCAUCACAUCCUCCAACGGCGUUCCCUUAGUGCUUUUGAGAUGUUGGAGUCAUUACUUCUCAUAAAGCUUAUCAACUUGACGAAGAUAUGCUCCAGCCAUAUCUCCUCCGCCAAGUCCUUCAAUAGAUUAAAAGUAAUUCGAGUUAAAAGUUGUGAUAAGAUGGAAGUUUUGUUUCCUCUUUCAUUAUUGAGAGGACUUACACAACUGGAAGAGAUUGAAGUUGUCUCUUGCAAGUUAUUGCGUGGGAUUGUAGAUGCUGAUGAUUGUGGCAAAGUGGAAUUGCAAAAUUUGCGUGUAAUGAAAUUGCACCACUUACCAAAUAUCAAGAAUUUUUUCACUGCCAGGACAGCUCCUUCGAGUAGUACAUCAGAGGACCAAGUUGGCACUCAAAUUGCAUUCUUCAAUGGGCAACAGGUUUCAAUCCCAUCCUUGGAGUCCUUGAAAAUGGAAGGACUUCCCAAUAUAAAAGAGAUAUGGAGUAAUGAAUCUCCAUUGGAGCUGAGCAAUCUCCGAUAUCUUGAAGUGGUGCAAUGCAAAUCUCUCUUGAAGGUCAUCAGCUCCAAGUCAUUGGUGGACCUACACAAGUUGCAUAGUAUAUGUAUAAGAGAUUGCAAUUCAGUGCAAGAAAUUUUUGACCUUGAUGGACAAGCGCCAAUGGAAAUGUUAAGACUUCGUAUGAGUUAACCACCUUGAAAUUAGUCAAUUUGCGGAGCUUGAGGUGCAUAUGGAACAAGAACCCUUAUGGAAUAGUGAGUUUCCAUAAUUUAAAUAAGUUAGAGGUGGAUCGCUGCAACAAUCUGGGUUUAUGUUUUUCCCAUCCAUGGUUAAAUCUCUUGUACAAUUGAGAGAUCUAAGGGUACAAAUGUCAAGAAGAUGGAGGCAAUCAUUAUGGAGGAAGAAGGGUUGGGAUUGGAAGCAUCGAAACUCCGACAUUCCCCAUGUUAACCAACUUAACCUUAACUUAUUUGGAAAGUUUGAAGUGCUUCUCUCUCGAAAAGUGUAAGAUUGAUUUUUUUUUUUUUCAAUUUUGAAGAUCUUCUUGUAGAUA
This is a messenger RNA of Eucalyptus grandis, 1700 nucleotides long. RefSeq lists its product as uncharacterized. Bases 692 to 1336 code for a protein of 214 amino acids. The transcript has 2 exons. The record is from RefSeq and is a predicted model, not a curated record. Lineage: Eukaryota; Viridiplantae; Streptophyta; Magnoliopsida; Myrtales; Myrtaceae.